UUUACCGUAUAGAACAGCCUUCCCUCCGUUGUUUCUGCACCGCUACAUUUCUCUAUCUGCCUUUCUACGCCACAGACCGGCUAUGGAUCCUCGUCGCGUGGUUUGUCCGGAUAGCGCCUUCGACUGGCUUCCCCAAGUCGGGUUCCUGUUUCUCACUUUCAACUCACUCAACUCCGCAUACCAGUCUCGCCGCGACACCGGCGCGCUGGCCUUCGUGGUGGUCGCCUACGUCGACCUGUUGAUGCUCUCCUUCUGCCUCAGGCGGCUGGAGAAGAUGGCUCCCGAUGACCCACCGGAGCACAAGAAGCGGACUUUGGCGGCUGUUUGGGUCCUCUUCACCGCUCUCAACCUCGCGUUCGCAUGGCGGGUGGCGGAGAUAUUGCCGCCGCUACUGGCUGUUGCCAUGGGUGGAUUCUACGUUCUGAUCAUCUACCCGCAAGCGGAUGGCUGUUCCGACAGAAGCAUGAUUCCAUCAGCCGAACAAAACGUCUGAGCUAACGGGUCGGGCGGAGCACUAUCUCCGCCACAUCCAUUUAUUUCCCUUCUUUUCGUUUACAUAAGAAUCUGUUUCUGAUCGACUCGAUGUAUCUGAUGAAGCCUUUCCUACUUAGAAGAAUGGAUGAGAGCUUACGUCUUGAUCCAAA
This is a messenger RNA of Musa acuminata subsp. malaccensis (wild Malaysian banana), 644 nucleotides long. NCBI's taxonomy places the organism in Eukaryota, Viridiplantae, Streptophyta, Magnoliopsida, Zingiberales, Musaceae. The record is from RefSeq and is a predicted model, not a curated record.